AUGUGUUAUGCCAUCGUUCGUCUAGUACAGCAACGAUUAUGGUUAUUUUUUCCUAGUAUUGGAAUUGAGCAAUACGAAAUACCAAUAUUGUCUCCAUUGUUACAACAAUUUCUUCAGAAGUUAAAUCAAUGGCAGGAAUCAUUACGUCUUACACUAGAUGCAUUUAUUUCUCCACCCGAUAAUUAUUUACCAUUGAGUACAAUUGAUAUAACGAGUAAUGGUCCACCAAUCCAUCGUUAUCGUACGAUAUUAGAACAAGAUAAUACACCAUUUUCUGAGUCAUUGUCUGCAAUACCAGCUAAACGUUUAUGGAAUUGUCUAGUCAAUGAAGAAUAA
Molecule: messenger RNA, 336 nt
Organism: Didymodactylos carnosus
Lineage: Eukaryota; Metazoa; Rotifera; Eurotatoria; Philodinida; Philodinidae
Source: the annotation of a GenBank genome assembly